AGUAUCUUCACUGAAAGAGGCGAGUGAGUGUGGAGUGACUCGCACAUCGUUUAAUUUUAGCUGCAGGUGAUGGGCAGGACUCGCAGGAGUGAGUCAGAGUGUGAGUUGACACCCGAACUGAGCCAUGGGGUUAGGCUGUUCUGAGGGUUACUUCUGGGACCGCCUGGUCAGGAAGUGUCUGACCUGUCAGAUGGUCUGCCAGCAGCCCUAUCGCCACCUCAGAUGCAUCGAGUACUGUGUGUCUCUGGGGUGUAAGGCGGUCCCAGGGCAGUACUAUGACAGGCUGUUGAAGAAGUGUCUGAGGUGUGCUGCGGUGUGUGGCAGCCAUCCCUCAGAGUGUUCCCACCAGUGUCAGACCCAACAGCCUGCCUUGAAUGGAAUCUUGAGGCCUGUGGAUGGGAAUGCCUUCCAGAACCAUACCAUCAGGGGGGGCUACCUACCCAAAAGCCUGCCUAACUCAGCCAUCCUGGUGUACUCUCUGCUGGGCCUGUGUCUGACUCUGCUGCUGUUGACCCUGUCUGUGGCUCUGCUGGUACUGCUGAGGAGGCCCCCCCGACCAGGGGCCACACAGAACAGUCACACCCAGGGUAAUGAAGGCCAGAAGGGCCAAGAGCCUAACCAGCACAGCCAGUCCUCCAAAGACUGCCUGAUGGAUCCAUCCCUGCUCCAGAUAAACAGUGUGACACUGAGCCGUUCGUCCAGCCCCACAGAGACUUGUGUGUGUGUCCACUGCUUCCCUGACCUCGGAGUGCCUGGCAGGGGAGAGAAGCAGCCGAGACCCCCACUCACCCUCUACCAGCAGGCUGUCCCCCAGGACCUCCACUCUCCUACCAGAGCCCCUCAGUGUGGAUCAUCACAGAGAAUAAUUUGCUCCCCUAGUCAGCCCAGCUUCUGAUUGCAGAACUGAACCAGACUGGACACUAAAUAAAUAAACAACUCUGGAGAAAUCUGAUACCGCCCACUCCAGGGUGAAGUUUCCCCUAAGUACAGAUCUAGGAUUACCUUCUCCUCCCCAAUCCUAACCUGAACAAUUAGUGGGGGGGAAAGAAACACUGUCCCAAGAUCAAAUGUGUGAGCAGUCUGGAGAGCAGAAAUUAAUAGGUGAAGGAUACAGGAGAAACUGGAGUGAGACAGAAGCGAGUGACAGAACAUUAUAUAUGCCUGUACAGAUGUUGGAUCUUCAUUUGAGCCAGUUUUCUACAGCAGGAAACUAAUCCUGCAGCAACAAGAAAUGUGAAUUAUGUGGAUUAUAAUUAAUGGACAUUUUUGUAGUGGUUGAUACAUUUUUCAAUCCGGCAAAUCAAGUCUGACAUUUUAAAAGUGGAGAUUACAAACUUUAAAAGCCUUUUAAAAACCUUGAAUACACAAGCUUGCAUUUCCUGUUGUGCAAGAAAAUUCUCAGCAACAAAAAUGAUCAAAUUAGGACACCCUCUCCGUCUCUCGGGAGACAUUACAACUACCUCUGUCAGAAUUAGACGUUCAUCCAUGUUUCUCAAACGUCAAAUUACGAAGUUCAUGUUUAAGGCUAGGCAUUAACUUAGAAUAUUUACGGUAAGGGUUAUGGUUUGGCAUAGGCUUAAAACACAAAUCUCAAGAACAUAUUUUUAUUGCUGGAUUUGAACAUGCAACCUUUGGCACCAGAGGCUGAUGCUUACGCAUUCACUGUUGCCCCUAGUGGCCGGUUUCCACGCCGACGUGCUCAGACAUGGACCGACAUCAAAUACCGACAGGUGACCUGGCUGGACAUUCACAGGCGGGUGGCCUCCAUGUGCCAUGAAAGACCUCCAGUAAAUCUUCAACAAGCUAAUAAAACCCUGCAGCAUACAGGCGAGUAAAGAUA
Messenger RNA from Salvelinus fontinalis (brook trout), 1840 nucleotides. Its product is annotated as tumor necrosis factor receptor superfamily member 13B. The transcript is spliced from 5 exons. Bases 125 to 895 code for a protein of 256 amino acids. Lineage: Eukaryota; Metazoa; Chordata; Actinopteri; Salmoniformes; Salmonidae. The record is from RefSeq and is a predicted model, not a curated record. Gene Ontology annotation, cellular component: plasma membrane.